Molecule: messenger RNA, 2271 nt
Organism: Pocillopora meandrina
Lineage: Eukaryota; Metazoa; Cnidaria; Anthozoa; Scleractinia; Pocilloporidae
Source: the annotation of a GenBank genome assembly
AUGAAGAAAAUAACAGACUUUUAUGCAAAGAAAUCAGGUAAGUUCGUGGUUCUUUUUCAAAAGAAGUAGUUUAAUUUAAUUCUAUAACACCAAAAACUGUUUUCAACAGCCAGCAUCCUCGACAUACCGUGUAAUUAAUAAACAAAGUGCAUACGUUUUCCAUCACGCCGCCAUCUUGCCAACUGGCUGGCGAGAUAAUCAUUCCUUUCAAAUAUAAACAUUUCGCAGAUUCAGCGACUGACGAAUCAGGGUCUGAAGAAUCUGCGAGUAAUAAUGAAGGUAUUAACGAAGGUAAGCAGAAAUAAAAUUGUCAUUAAACCGAGGCAGAUACAUUAAAAUUUAUCAUGAUAUUAUGACUUAAUUAAUACUUCUCUAAAUGAACUGUCAUGAUAAAUACAGAAAGAAGCUGUUCUGCUCCUCCGAACAAGUUGCCAAAACUCAGCAACCCGGCCGAUCAAGCUGGAGUGUCCGGGAUCGAAGGUAGAAAAUUCUAAUUUUUUUUUUUAUCUGAAUGUUAAACUUAUAUUGACCAGUCCGAGAAAAAAAGUAUUUAUUCAAAUGAUGCAAGAAGUCUGGAGAAUUCCAAGUAAAACUGACUAGUAUUAAUUUCGUUUUGUACACAGCUUUGCCUGAUGAGGUAUUGGUCGAGGUGUUUAAAAACUUCUCCCUUAAAGAAAUGCUUAAAACAUUGUGCCUGGUCUCACGAAGGUGGAGGGAGGCACAUUGUAAACAAUAACAACAUUCUGUGGAGUUGCCUCCUUCUUGAUGAGUGGCACAUGACAUAUUUAAGUGAAGAACAAUUUAUGAACAUCAUGUCACACUCCAGUGGGUUCAGAUAUUUAUCCAUAAGAUAUAUCGUAAUGACAACAUCCGAAAUGAGGCUGGAAGCAUUACUAGGAAAUAGUAUAGAAUUUUCUAAACAUUUGAGAUAUUUGGAUUUAAGUGGACAACCGAUAUCAUCCCUUAAUUUCCUAUUGAUUGAGUCCUCUCCUCUUGAAACCUUGAUCCUUAAUGACUGUCAAAAAAUGGAUACCUGUUGUUGUACUGCUAUUUUAAAGCAAUUAAGAAAUCUUAGAAUAUUAUCGCUCAACUGAGUAGGAUUCACUGCCAAUCAAGUGGCAACAAUUACUGCCUCUUUAUGCUUAUUGAAUGUUCUGUGCCUGGUUGGUGUAAGCCUUGUGAGGGAAGACAUAAGACUGAUUUUGCAAAAAUUGAAUCACCUUCAGUUUUUUGAAAUGUCUUGCAGUUCUGAAGAUAAAGAACAUAUCUAUGCUCUAGGGGAAGAAUAUGACGUUAGUUUUGUUUGCCGCUAAGAGUAAAAGUAUGUUAUAUAACACGGUGGCAUAACAGUGUUGUGUUAUAGAAAAUAGUUUAUUAUAACAUUUACUGAAGGUCUAACCAAGACAUUUUGUAUCAGCAGGCUAUGGUAUUUUUUUUUUUAAUUUGUGUGUAUGACAACUUCAAAUAUUGUCAAUUGAAAUUUUGUCAAAUAAAAAGUAUGUGUGUUCAAUUUUUAUUGAGGUUAUUUGAAGUAGGUAAGGGACUAACAUAUUAGGGGUUAUGAAUGUAUACAAAUAGUUGUUUUUAUAAAUUUUAGAUGUAGUUACAAAAGGCCCUGUGGCUGCCACUUCUGGCUCAACCACAGGCACAAAGAUCGAUAUGGGUACUGUUGUGAAAGCUGCUGAAGGCUCGUGGGGUGUUUUGAAGCGAUUAUCGCAGGAAAUUACAGAUGAAAAAAGAAUGCAAUACCUUACGUUUCACUGGAAGCCUUCUGAGUCCGAUAUACUUCAUUCUCAUCAAGUUACCAAAGGAAAGAAGACGUGGAAAGUUUCUUUUCAAUCCCAAUGGCUAAAACAGUUUCCCUGGCUUUGCUACAGUAACUUACUUGAAGGUGGUAUUUGUAGUCACUGUAUCUUAUUCCCUCACAAAGUUACCAAGGGAACAACACCAGGUGUAUUGGUCACAGCACCAUACCAGAAAUCGUACACUAAGGCACUUGGCAAGGAUGGCAUCCUCAACUGUCAUGAGCAAUCUGUGAUGCAUAAAUAUGCAACUGAACAGGCAGACCUCUUCAAACAAACUUUUGAGAAUCCUGACAGGUGUAGAGUAGAUUCCCAGCUGGCCACUGAGAACAAAGAAAUUCUACGACAGAUUGUUUUGGCUGUAGAGUUUCUGGCAAAGCAGAGUCUGACCUUUAGAGGUCAUCGUGAUGAUCGUGUUGAUUUUUCUAGUUAUGAAAUUAACAGAGGAAACUUUGUUGCCCUGCUAUAA